Molecule: messenger RNA, 3201 nt
Organism: Orussus abietinus
Lineage: Eukaryota; Metazoa; Arthropoda; Insecta; Hymenoptera; Orussidae
Gene: app
Product: palmitoyltransferase app
Exons: 9
Coding region: 1-1404 (467 amino acids)
Biological process (GO): protein targeting to membrane; peptidyl-L-cysteine S-palmitoylation
Cellular component (GO): Golgi apparatus; endoplasmic reticulum
Molecular function (GO): protein-cysteine S-palmitoyltransferase activity
Source: RefSeq, a predicted model, not a curated record
AUGCCGCACGUUACUAGGAAGUGGGAGCUUUUCCCUGGUAGGAAUCAGUUCUGCUGCGACGGCCGAGUCAUGAUGGCUCCACAAACUGGUAUUUUCUAUGUGACGGUCUGUUUAAUUGCUGGCACGAGUGGAUUAUUCUUUGCAUUUGAUUGUCCAUUUCUAGCAGUGCAUAUUACGCCUGCAAUUCCAGUUAUCGGUGGCUUAUUAUUUUUAUUUGUGAUGUCGGCGCUGCUUCGAACAAGUUUCAGCGAUCCGGGUGUUAUACCAAGAGCAACGUCAGACGAAGCAGCCUAUAUCGAGAAGCAAAUUGAAGUGCCAAAUAAUGGUAACUCACCGACGUACAGGCCUCCACCUCGCACAAAGGAGGUUUUAGUCAGAGGCCAGCCAGUAAAAUUAAAAUAUUGUUUUACUUGCAAAAUAUUUAGACCUCCUAGGGCCUCUCAUUGUAGUUUAUGCGACAAUUGUGUAGAACGAUUCGAUCACCACUGUCCAUGGGUUGGCAACUGCGUAGGACGAAGAAAUUAUAGAUAUUUUUACGCAUUCAUCGUGUCACUGGCAUUCCUGUGCGUUUUUAUAUUUGCAUGCGCUGUCACUCAUCUCAUAAUGUUAACGAGAGACGACAGGCCAUUCCUAGAAGCCGUAAGGCUCUCCCCUGGCAGCGUUGUCGUGGGAGCUUUAUGUUUUGUGUCGGCUUGGAGCAUUUUAGGACUCGCCGGCUUCCAUACAUAUUUAACAACGAGUAAUCAGACUACAAACGAAGACAUAAAAGGUUCAUUUACGAGCAAAAGGGGCCAAGAGAGUUUCAACCCGUACAGCCAAGGAAACGUCUGUGGGAAUUGCUUCUACGUAUUGUGUGGGCCCGCACCGCCGAGUCUUAUCGAUCGGAGGGGCAUAGUAACGCCGGAAUACAGAGCGGAGCAAGAAAAGACGGGCGACGACAACGUCACCGUCAACAACAAAACUUACGGGACGGUCAAAAUUGUCCAGCCACAGCCGAACGGCAUGAACAUUCCAACGAACCCGGGGAUCGAGCACGCCGACUCGAUAAACAACCUGGUGCCCGGUCAGCGCCUCCCCAGGAUAGAGUCGAUCAACGGUAGCAGCAGGAACGACUGCGCGAGCCGGCUCGUAGCGAGCGAGGCGUCGUUGGCGUCGCUGAGCGUCGGGGCCGUCGACAUCGACGAGAUCGGGCCGCUGCCGGCGCGCCAGGUCGCGCCGACGUCGUCGGGCCUCGAGGCGCCCCCGGCCGUCCCCGCGGCCGCCGCGACGCCCCUCUCGGCGUCCAGGCUCAGGCUCCUCCAGGACACCACGAUGAUCGAGUCCGCCCUGGAUCUGGACUCCCUGGAGGACGCCAGCGUGGGCAGGGGAAGUCAGGCAGGCCUCAUCAAAAUCGGCGUCGUUUAGCCCCGGCCUGGCGGGACGACUCGAGGGAACGAGCGAGGCGUCCUUGGCGUCGUAUUCCCGACGAGGCGACGCUUUCGCUUUCUCUCGGGGUUUGAACCGCAUCCGCGACCUCGAUGCCGGAGGAAACGAUCCGGGGAAUUCGUCGCUUCUACCUUUUGGGUCUAUACGCGUGGAAUGAAUAUCGUGUACCCGUCGGGGCGGACCUCGCCGAGGGUCUGGGGAACUCGUAAAGGUUCCUUCGAAGGCGCAGACUCGUUACGAGGGCAUAAUUGUUUCGUAGACUCUCCGGAGGGUGAUCGGAAGACGUAGAAUCGAAUUCGUUGGUCGGCUUUGACGCGCCACUCGGCGGAACAGCUGAUCGCGUCCGUCCUGCGACGCGGUCGCGAGACGGUCGUUGCGACCCUACGUCCCCGACCGCAUUGUGGAAUCGAUUAACGAGAGAGCGGUCCAAGGCGAAUUUAAAUCCUUUUUAAAUUAUUAACGACGAUCACCGGGUGGCUCCAUUGCACUCGCGGUGGAAACGAGGAAGUUUACGCGUUCCUGAUUACGGAAUCGGGGCAAUCGAUGCCCAAGCGAGACGAGGUCGUUGAGCUCGCUCGUUAACGAGCCACGAUCCGUGCGGUGCUUUAGAUUAAUUAUUGCCUUUUUACGCUCGUUAAUUACGAGUCGUGAUCCGCGCGGUCUAUUUGAAAGACUAGGUUCCGAGAAACCACCUAUGAACGGUGGAGGGCGGUCUAACGACUGUGGCUUAAUCGUUGAGAUCGAUUCGAUGAUGACCCAUGCGUAUGUACACUUUCCAAGGCGUCGCCCAGAAGCACACGGUCCGAUUCGUUCCCUCUACAUGCCCUUAUCGAUAAGACUGGCAAGAGUUCACAAGCGAUCCGGGAACUUCGAGAAUCUUGGAGUCCUCGGAAUUGGGAAAAAAUUUUCGAGCCGCCUGUGCUCGCUUGCUCGCGUUCGGAAUUGUAUCGUCGACUCUGUUCUCUUAGAAUAGUAGCGAUUGCGAUACUAGAUUUAAGGCACGCAACUAUUAGGACUCGAUUAAGCGAUAAGAAGUCCCGAGAUGAUAAACAGGAUAAACGGUGCAUCGUUGCUGGAUGUGCUAAGCUUUGUAGGCCGAAACUCUUUUCUGUAUGUCCUACGAGGCGAAGCUUAUUUUCCAAAAGUUGAACGGGCAUGCGUAAAAUAAUUCUAUUUCGCGUACAGGGAGUAUAUAACGAUUCUUUAACGGUGACACCGAUCAACGGUUACUUUUCAUUCGAAGUAGAGGAUGUAAAGAAUAUUUUUUUGGAGAAUAAGGCUUGCCCUGAUUUACAGUUUUAAUUCCUACAGCGAUUCCGUAAACUGCUUUUCCUUUUAUCGAAGUGCAAUUAUUGCCUGGGACUGUCGUGUAUGUACAGUGUACAAAGAGUACUGUAAAUAAGAGAGCGAACGAGUAUAUUAUGUAUAGAAAAAUGUGGCGGGAUAUGUGGACGCACUCUGAGGAAUUAGCAAGGUGAUAUAACGUGAUGGCACGGAGCACUUUUAGGGGUACGCAAUGACCACUGCCUCGUCUACGAAAUAAUUUUUGUAUCGACAUUGACGGUAACGCAUCAUUUAAUUCGGCAGCAAGGACAUUGUGACGAUUCGACGUGAAAAGAAUAUGUCACCGUUAGAAUUAUGGUAAUGUAAUUUAGGUAAUUACUGCUGCCAAUGGCGCGGCUCUUUUUAUGUACAUAAGUUGUGUAUAUGACUAUAUGUAUAUACCGUAUACAAAUAUUGUAAGAUCAUUAUAAUAUAACGACAGUUAAAUCAAAA